GCAAAAACCAAACCAUGCGAUGCUCUUACUCCCAUAUAAUAUAUAGUGUUCUACUCCUACCUUAGAACAAUAUCAUUAAUCAAUCACAAUACUUCCAAUGUCUACGGAAGCAACAGCAGAAACAAAACCUUUCACAACUCCCUCUCAUACUUCAGGUAAUAAUUUUGUGUCGCAAGACAGUGGCAAUGACAUAAUGAAUGACAUAGUACUAUGGAGGAGGAAGAAACUUAGUGCUAUUGUUCUAAUUGUGGCAACAUCAUCAUGGAUGUUGUUGGAAGUUUGUCAAUUUAACUUCCUCACUCUCAUCUCAUGGCUCGCUAUAUUUGUUGUUACUUCAAUAUUCCUCUAUUCCAAUAUGCUUACAUUUUUCGGCAAGGAACCGCCAAACUUGUUGAGGCUGGAAUUGAAAGAAGAAACAGCUACGAGAAUGGCAAAGACAGUUCGAGCAUGGAUUGAAAAAUCAAUAAGGUGGUUGUUCGUGGUAAGCAUAAAGGAAGACUGGCCUGUGUUUGUGGGAGUUAUGGUUAGGUUGUUGGCAAUCUCUUAUGUAGGAACUUGCAUGGACUUCCUAACAUUCAUUUAUAUAGGUAUAUUAACUGGUAUGACACUUCCUAUAACUUAUAUGAAAAACGAGGACAAGAUCAAGAGAUGCAUGGAGUGGUUGAGGGAGAAGUACAAGAAAUCUUAUGAGAUUAUAGAUGAAAAGGCAAUUAACAAAUUCAAAAGUAGAAUACUAAAUGAUGAGAAGCAAAAGGAGAAGAAAAUUGAGUGAUUUGUUUUUGUAUAGCUAGAACCAGAAGCUUGUGUAAAAAAAUUAAGCACCGUAUUGUAAUAUUUUUUUUAUAGACGUAAUGUGAUGUUAAUAAUAAUGGAAUAACUUUCAUACUACUUUUUGUGAUAA
Molecule: messenger RNA, 901 nt
Organism: Medicago truncatula (barrel medic)
Lineage: Eukaryota; Viridiplantae; Streptophyta; Magnoliopsida; Fabales; Fabaceae
Product: reticulon-like protein B13
Exons: 3
Coding region: 98-772 (224 amino acids)
Biological process (GO): response to bacterium
Source: RefSeq, a predicted model, not a curated record